GCCCACCUUCUCUCCGGGAAGACUUUCCGCACCUCCAGACUGGAAAGCAGAGAGCGAACUAGCCGCGGACGGAACUCCUGCAGCAGCUCUUUGGGGAGAAGCUGGCCGCGCAUCUGAGGGGACCAUGAAUCGGGCGAAGGGAUUCUCCAGAGAAGUUGUCUUUGGCGCGUCGAUCUCUCUGCUCUGCGCUGGGACACUGGUUUGCCUUGCCGAGGCGAAAGGGACCUAUUACCGCCACCCUCUGCCUAUCUCUUACGGCAACAGAUACAACCUCUAUACCUCAGGAUCUAGCCCUCAGCUCACCCCAGAGAAACCCCUGGCGAAGCAUAAGAACUAUUGUGCAUAUGUGGUGCAGAGGAAUGUGACGUGCACUCUUCAGGAUGGCAUGGAGAGCUAUGUGAAAGCUGAAUAUCACAAGUGCAGCUGGGGACCCAAGUGUCCGGGAAAAGUCUUGUAUCGUACAUUCUUCAGACCCAGGUACAAGAUUGGAUACAAGACAGUCACUGAAAUAGCAUGGAAGUGUUGCCCGGGCCUCAUGGGAGAAGGGUGCCAUCAUGAUAAUCCCACUAAUCAACCAGGACUUCUAUCUCAGCAUCCCAGCCCCAGGAUGCCUCCAACUCAGAAGAUGUUUCCAGGUCCUAGAGCUCCGCCUCAUCCCAAAAUCCCUGUGGAGUCAUUUCCGAUACCAAAGAAGAAUAAUUAUGGUCAGAAAAUGCCUAAUUUGUUUGGAGACAGACUGGAGCACCUAGAAGAGGAAGUCAGACGUCUCUCACAGUCUUAUGACACCCUGUACAACAUGGUGAGUGGCUUGGGGGAUCACUUGCGGCUUGCAAUUCAGGAAGAUACUAGUAAAAUGAUUGGAUCCCUGAUGAAUAGCCCAACUGUUCCUGAUUCAACCAUGGGAUUUGGAAUAAUUCCUGAUGGGAUUGUGGAUGCUCCAGACAAAGCUGAGCUCUCCCCUUAUCCACCUGUGGGUGAGAUCCUAAGCAAAGUGACUGAGAUGAGUGAUUCACUGAAAACCAAGACUAACUUACUAGAAGAAGUUCAUGGCAUGGUCCUAGACCAUGAUGGGCAGAUCAAACACUUACUGGAAUCAGCUCGGCCUUCACCACUCACCUCAAUCGAUAUGUUAGAAGAAUACAUAGACAGCAGGCUUAGCAACCUGAGGAUGGAACUUUUGGAUGGCUUUGAGAAAAAACUGAUAAAUAUUCAGAGUACAUGUGAUUACCAGAUCAAGGAAGUAAAACAGCAGUGUGAGGAAGAGAAAGCUGCCAACCUCCGUUUUCAACAGAUCUUGGAUGGCAAAGAACUGGAGAUCAAGAAAGACAUUUCUCAACUGGAAACACAGAUCCAAGGACUGACAGUUGUAGAAAACUGCUGUAGCAACUUGAACUACCUCACCAAACGGAUGGAUAUCUUGGAAAAGGGACUGCAUAGCAUUUCUGAGUCUCAGAAGAAUCUACACUCUAGGGUAGAUAAUGAAUUGUCUCCUGACACUUUGGGGAGUCUCUUUGAAGGACGCUUUGAGGACCUUGAGGCUAGGCUGAACUUCACAGAGAGGGAAAUAGGAAGUUGUUCUAAUGUAGAGGACAGCAUGAGAAGUUUGAUGGGAUCAGAGCUAGAUGGCACAAAAACUUUUUUUGAAAACAAAAUGAGAACCUUGGAGGAGAGAUUCAUAACUAUUGUAGGAGAUGUGAAUAAUAUCAGUUCCGCAGUGGGACUAGAUGGAGCUGUAAUGCCCCUCUUGGAAGGAGAGCUUGCUACCAUAACGAGGGAAACGGAUGAGAAAAUGGAAGUACUACAAAGCCGACUGACUACCUUGGAGAGCACUUGCUUGUUGGGUUGCUCCUCCACAUCCAAAGAUGUAGAAAUCUUUCGUACAGAGAUAGAAGAUUGCCAAAACAAGAACCAGGAUUUACUGCUAAGGAUGGACAGCAACUCAGACCUGCUGCAAAAACUCAAUGUUACUAUCCUGGAGAUCCAGAGACGGAUUGAGGAGGAAACAGCUGGGUCCUUGCAAGGUGAGAUCACAUUAUUAAAGAUCAAUUUGAACACCAUGACUAAAUCUCUAACUGGGCUGAAGGAUUCUGUUUCCCAGUACUCUGACACAGUACUGCAUGUCAAUUCAUCCUUGGAUGAUCGUGAGCGCAAGAUAGAAGAUGAGGUCCAUUCACUUCAGGAAAAAAUCAGUGAUCAAGACUCCCAGCUCCUCUUCAGUAACAAGCGUGUCUUGAACCUAAAGGGAGACCUUGAAAGGCUGAGAUCCAGAAUCAUCAAUGACUUGAGCAAUUGCAAAAGUAUGGCUCUCAGCCUGCAGAAAGAAGUGCUCCAAUUCGAUGACCGCGUGGCUCAAAUGGAACACACGUGUGGCAGACUGGGCACAAUAACAGGAAGCCUGGAGCACAUCAGAAAUGAAUUGGAGAACAAUGCAGGAAGUAUGUGGGGCUAUAUGAAUCAUAUUAACAAAACUCUAGCUACACACUCUGAGGAAAUAACUGUGCUCAAGAAUAACUUGUUGGAUUGCCAGGCAAAAGUCACAGAACUAGCUGAAGAUGUUGGUCUCUUAGAAAUCAAGCUGAAAAGCAACCAACAUUAGCUAUAUUGGAUCCAAAGUACACCUAACUUAUAUCAUACAGACUCCAAAAUGAUGGUACCAGGAUUUUGUUUUUAUUUUGGUUUUGGAGAAGGGGAAGGUCACUAAACUUUAAAAGCUGCUAUAAUCCUUUCCCUGAUUUCUUCCGUAUGACUUUUUAAUUACAGUUUAAGUAUGUUUGCCAUUACUGUACUCUCUACAGAUAUUUAACAACUGUACUUAUGUAACAAAGUGCCUUCCCAUAUUUGGGGUCACAUUUAGGUUACAUUUCCAAUACAUCAGUUCAGGAGGAAACUGGAGACAUUUUUAAAAUGGAUUCUUUGCUUUGAGAAUAAUUCACAAUGUAAUAUUUAAGGGUUGGAACAAAGAAAAUCAUGUAUCCAUCUACUGGAAGAGAAGAUCUGGUUCAGGGACCAUAAUACAAUACCAACAGCCAUGUGGAGGCUCCGAUUUUAGCUAAGAUUUCCCUCCCUCCCCCAAUGCAAAAAAAAAAAAAAAUGUCCAAAAUAUGGGCUUGAAUUCUAGCUUCAAGUGACACAAAUAUGAGGGGCAGUCAUGUAGAUCAGCUGAUAUUAUAUGGGUGUAUCCAGUAAAAGAAUGCCCUUGUACAGCACACAGUUAUCUUCCCUAUUGCACUGUCCUACAAUGAUGAAGCUGAAUUUCUCAAGUUGAUAUUCUCAAGGACUGUGUGCAAUCUGGUCUUUGCAUGAAGCAUGGUGAGGAGCGGGUCACUGGGCUAGAUCCAACAGCUUCUUAGAUAGCCUGUUGCAACCCUAGGAACAAAAAAAAAGAAAGUGUGCAUAAUAUAGUGUUGUAACAUUUGCUCCCUGUAACUGUUGCUCCCUAUUUUUGUAUGAAAAUGGA
Molecule: messenger RNA, 3457 nt
Organism: Python bivittatus (Burmese python)
Lineage: Eukaryota; Metazoa; Chordata; Lepidosauria; Squamata; Pythonidae
Gene: EMILIN3
Product: elastin microfibril interfacer 3
Cellular component (GO): extracellular matrix
Molecular function (GO): protein binding
Source: RefSeq, a predicted model, not a curated record